Messenger RNA from Aspergillus puulaauensis, 651 nucleotides. RefSeq names its product small nuclear ribonucleoprotein-associated protein. The coding region runs from base 1 to 651 and encodes 216 amino acids. Lineage: Eukaryota; Fungi; Ascomycota; Eurotiomycetes; Eurotiales; Aspergillaceae. Gene Ontology annotation, cellular component: U5 snRNP; U4/U6 x U5 tri-snRNP complex; U4 snRNP. The record is from RefSeq and is a predicted model, not a curated record. Gene Ontology annotation, biological process: mRNA splicing, via spliceosome. Gene Ontology annotation, molecular function: RNA binding. The transcript has 6 exons.
AUGGCAGCCAACAAGCAGGGAAAGAUGCAAAACCUCAUCAACUACCGGAUGAGAGUUACCUUGAACGAUGGGCGACAGAUGACGGGUCAAAUGCUCGCAUUCGAUAAGCACAUGAACCUAGUCCUCGCCGAUACAGAAGAAUUCCGUCGUGUCAAGCGGAAAGCCAAGUCGGCCCCCGGCAACGCGCCUCUCGUUGAAGCGGAAGAAAAGCGAACUCUCGGCCUAACAAUUGUGCGCGGUACUCAUGUUGUUUCCUGCUCCGUCGAUGGACCUCCUCCAGCCGACCCCUCAGCACGACUUGGAACUGGUGGCCCCAAUGUUCCCAGUGCCGCCGCUACUCUCGCCGCUGGCCCUGGAAUCAGCAAACCCGCUGGACGUGGUCUGCCGGUUGGGCUUGGAGGACCUGCUGCUGGCGUCGGUGGUCCGCCUCCUCCCCCAGGCGGUUUCCCUGGAUUCCCUCCUGGUGGAUUCCCAGGUGGUCCCCCACCGGGCUUCGGUGGACGUGGUGGCCCGGGAGCUGGACCCCCCGGUUUCGCUCCUCCCCCAGGAUUUGGUGCUCCUCCAGCUCCUGGCGGUUUCCAGCCUCCACCUGGCUUCCAACCUCCGGGUCAAGGCCGGGGAUACCCUCCACCAGGUUUUGGAGGGCGGUGA